Molecule: messenger RNA, 1560 nt
Organism: Gekko japonicus
Lineage: Eukaryota; Metazoa; Chordata; Lepidosauria; Squamata; Gekkonidae
Gene: NOC4L
Product: nucleolar complex associated 4 homolog
Biological process (GO): ribosome biogenesis
Cellular component (GO): small-subunit processome; Noc4p-Nop14p complex; nucleolus
Source: RefSeq, a predicted model, not a curated record
CAGAGGAGCCAGCCAUGGCCGCCGCGGAAGCCGCGCUGAGCGCCUGCCUGGAGGCGCUGCUGGGCAGCCGGAGCCACGCCAACCGCGUCUUCGAGAUCCUGGAGCUGCUGCAGGCCGAGGAGGAAGAGGUUGUCCUGAGCGCUAUCCGGACUUGCGGUCGGCUCUUUGGGGCUUUUCUAGAGCAGGGAGAACUGUUUGUGGGGCAGCUGCCUCCAGAAGAGGGACCUCUGCCAGAAAGCCACAGCGCAGAAGAGAAGUACAAAAUCUGGAUGCGACAUCGGUACAACAGCUGUGUAAACUGCCUUGUGGAGCUGAUGAGCCAUGAGUCUUUCCAAAUCAAAGAGUGUUCCCUCUGUACCUUGAUGACAUUUGUUGAGUUGGAAGCUAAACACCCCCUGGUCAAAGCCGAGUGGAGCUUCAACUUCCCACAAGAGCUUUUAAAGUUGGUGGUGAAGGGCCUAAUCUCGACAGAGGAGGACUCCUCCCUCCUGAUCUCUCGCUUCCAAGAGUACCUGGAACACGACGACGUCCGGUUCUUCGCCAUGAAGGCGGUGGCUGAAAACAUCGGGAACGUCAUGCAGAAGACCAAAGAGCCACUCCCUGUUUACCAGAAGAACGCCUUCACCUUCGUCUCGUCCAUCUCCAUGCCGGGCAACGAGAGCGAGAUCAAGACCUUCCUGGUGAAGCACGCAAACCGGGAGGAAUGGAAAGUGUCAAAGCUGAAGGAGCACAGACGGGCCUUCGAGAGGAUGUGGCUCGGGUUUCUUAAGCAUAAGCUACCCAGCAGCCUCUACAAGAAGGUCCUGGCGAUCCUAAACGACUCCAUCCUGACUCUGCCUCAUAUGAAUGAACCCACCCUCAUGAUAGACUUCCUGACGGUCGCAUAUGACAUAGGUGGAGCCAUCAGUCUUCUCGCCUUAAAUGGAUUGUUUGUUCUCAUUCUCCAUCAUAAUCUGGAGUAUCCUGAUUUUUAUAAGAAACUCUACAGUCUUCUGGACCCCUCCAUCUUUUACGUGAAGUACCGUGCCAGAUUUUUCCGUUUGCUGGAUCUCUUCUUGUCGUCUUCGCACUUGCCGUCAUACCUGGUAGCGGCCUUUGCCAAGCGCCUGGCGCGCCUCUCCCUCGCUGCCCCACCCGACGCCCUGCUGAUGGUCAUCCCCUUCAUCUGCAACCUGCUGCGGAGGCAUCCGUCUUGCCAAGUGCUCGUCCACAGGCCCGGUGGCCCCGAAGAGAUGCCGGCUGAUCCUUAUGUGAUGGAGGAAGAAGACCCUUCGGAGAGUCGGGCUUUAGAGAGCUCCCUCUGGGAGAUACAGACUCUGCAGAGGCAUUACCACCCGGAAGUAGCCGAAGCUGCUGCUUCAAUCAACACGGCGCUGUCUGAGAUGGAGGACGACUUGAUGGAGCUCAUGGAACUGACUUCUUAUGAGAUCUUUGACAAAGACCUAAAGAAAAAAGCCACCGCUGUCCCUUUGGAAUACCAACGAGUCACGGGUCUGUUCGGCCAGAAGAACGAUGUUUUGGCAGAAUACUUUACCCUGGAAUGAUGCACACGUUCCUCGG